AAUUUCAUUUGAAUUUGAAUUUUGAAUCAGUUGUUGCUUGCACGUUGUUGCGAACGGUUGUGCCUGGUUGGAGUUGUAUUCUGAAAAUUUAAUUUUCCGGCUUUCCACGUGUUUCCUUGGAUUACACUGCAUCUGCGCUGCAUUCAAAGUGCCCGGAUCAUCUGGAUUCAUCGGUUUUGGUAUACAUAGACAGUGAGUGGUGCAAGAGAGGAACCAAAAUCGAGCUGCCGAGCAGUCCCAUUGACCAUACGAGUGUUGAUCGCCGAACAGUACGGAUUCGUUCCCGGAGUUUUCCUCAGCGAAGAAAGUGCUAUUAGCCUAGUGCCUUAACGGAAUUGCGGUUCAAAGUGCAGUGCGCGAAAGCAAUCUACCAGUGAAGCAAAUUUAUCUUUACAAACAGUUAACUUUUUAAAGCCUUUUUCAAAAUGAGGGAAAUCGUUCACCUGCAGGCCGGUCAAUGCGGAAACCAGAUUGGUGCCAAGUUCUGGGAAAUCAUCUCCGAGGAGCAUGGAAUCGACGCAACCGGCAUUUACCAUGGCGAAUCAGAUCUGCAACUAGAACGUGUUAGCGUGUAUUACAAUGAAGCCUCCGCAGUCUCCCGUUCGUCGGGUGGCAAGUACGUGCCACGAGCAAUCCUGCUCGAUCUGGAACCGGGUACCAUGGAAGCCGUCCGCUCCGGAGCAUACGGCAAGCUGUUCCGUCCAGAUAACUUCGUUUUCGGCCAGUCCGGUGCAGGCAACAACUGGGCCAAGGGACACUACACCGAGGGUGCCGAGCUGGUGGACGCCGUGUUGGAUGUGGUGCGCAAAGAAUGCGAAAACUGUGACUGUUUGCAGGGAUUUCAACUGACUCACUCGCUGGGAGGUGGUACCGGAUCCGGUAUGGGAACACUGCUGAUCUCCAAGAUCCGUGAAGAAUAUCCAGACAGAAUCAUGAACACAUACUCGGUGGUCCCAUCGCCAAAGGUGUCUGACACGGUCGUGGAGCCAUACAAUGCUACUCUGUCUAUUCACCAGUUGGUCGAGAACACCGACGAGACCUACUGCAUUGAUAAUGAAGCUCUGUACGACAUCUGCUUCAGAACUCUGAAGGUGCCAAACCCAAGCUACGGCGAUCUGAACCAUCUCGUUUCCCUGACUAUGUCCGGAGUUACCACCUGCCUUCGUUUCCCAGGUCAGUUGAACGCUGAUCUGAGAAAGUUGGCCGUCAACAUGGUGCCGUUCCCACGUCUGCACUUCUUCAUGCCUGGAUUUGCUCCACUGACCUCCCGUGGGUCGCAACAGUACAGGGCUCUUACCGUUCCAGAGCUCACUCAACAGAUGUUCGAUGCCAAGAAUAUGAUGGCUGCUUGCGAUCCACGGCAUGGACGAUAUCUGACCGUGGCUGCCGUUUUCCGAGGACGUAUGUCUAUGAAGGAGGUCGACGAACAGAUGCUGGCCGUUCAGAACAAAAACAGCAGCUACUUCGUGGAAUGGAUCCCGAACAACGUCAAGACCGCCGUCUGUGAUAUUCCUCCAAAGGGUCUGAAAAUGUCUUCGACCUUCAUUGGAAACACCACUGCCAUCCAGGAGCUGUUCAAGCGUAUUUCCGAACAAUUCUCCGCUAUGUUCCGUCGCAAGGCUUUCUUGCAUUGGUACACCGGUGAGGGCAUGGACGAAAUGGAAUUCACUGAGGCUGAGAGCAAUAUGAACGAUUUAGUGUCUGAGUAUCAACAGUAUCAGGAGGCGACGGCUGACGAUGAGUUUGAACAAGAAGAGUGCGCUGACGAAAUGGAAGGCGAAUGCGUCUAAAACAACCGCCCCAGAGGCAUCCAUCGGUUGUCGAGAAGCAUUUUUUACUAUUUAUUACUUUUAGUUAGAUAAAUCGAGCCGAUUUUUAUGUGUAUACAAACCGAAGAAAUAGUCUUUAUGGAAAUUCUAACAGUUCAUCUAAUCUCGGAUCUCAAGCAUAUUUACUAAUGGACAGUUCAGAUCAGGAACUAGGAAUUCUAAAAUACCCCAAUAAUAAUUUCCGUUCAAAUCAAAAUCCAUUCAAGCACAUAAGAAUCAUCAAUCAAACUAAUAAUGUGUAAGUAAGAGAGCGAGAGUGUGAGCUAGUGUUGAAUUUGUAAGUGGAGACUUAGCCCUUUCUCACCAAACGGCCAUAUACUGUAGCGAAACUCGAUCAUGAAAGUCUACAUUCAGGCAGUAUUUCUAGGGAAAAGAAAUAACUUGCGUUACUGAGGAGUUACGACUUUCAUAUCAUGCUGGCUGAGGCGGUGAGUUGGGUCACUCCAAACGGUAGAGUUACGAAGGAGAGUGAAAAACAGAUGAAGCUGCCAAUCGAACGUAGUUUGUGGACCAAUUUGCUUCUUGCUAUACGACUCACGUGCAUCAUACACUUAGCAAUAUAUCCAAAGAUUUUUGAGAAAUGAAGGUUCGGUUAAAAAAAGUUGAGUGUCAGCCAGUCUUUUGUAUUUAUAAUUCGUUCUCUUUAAGCAAGAACAAUCACUAUGAAUAUCGUCGUUCUAAAAUCUUUGAUUCAUCGCUAUUUGAUAUUUAUUAUUUUGAAUGUUUAGAAUCAAUACCGAAAACAAUUUAAAACUUCAAAAUACAGGAAUUGUCAGUUUUAUUUUGAGCUAAAUUUUAAUGACGAUACAGAUCAACUAUCUACUAUAUCAACUACACGCGUACAUCGACGACAAUCUGGGACAAUUGAAAAGUGUUAGUGCGGUAAAAUAAAACAUAUUUUGUAUUUAUUUGUAAA
Messenger RNA from Aedes aegypti (yellow fever mosquito), 2745 nucleotides. Its product is annotated as tubulin beta-3 chain. The record is from RefSeq and is a predicted model, not a curated record. The coding region runs from base 426 to 1790 and encodes 454 amino acids. Gene Ontology annotation, biological process: mitotic cell cycle; microtubule cytoskeleton organization. Gene Ontology annotation, cellular component: microtubule; cytoplasm. Gene Ontology annotation, molecular function: structural constituent of cytoskeleton; GTPase activity; GTP binding. Lineage: Eukaryota; Metazoa; Arthropoda; Insecta; Diptera; Culicidae. The transcript has 4 exons.